UUAUCUGUAUCUCGGCUCUUUCAAGUUUGGAUAAAACAGAACAUUUUUGGCAACUGCCGGCACACGGAUUUCGUUGCGAGGAAACAAAGGUAAAAUGACCUCUGAAACGACAUGGAAAUGAAUCCGAAUGGGGUCUGGAGACGUUGCGGAUAUCCAAUGCCUCCUGCCUAGACAGCGCUAUGGUUAAAUGCGCCGAUUUCACACUCAAACCGCCGUAUAUUAGAUUUUAUUGCUUCCCCACAAAGGGACAGGCCUCAGAGAUUACCAUCAGUUUCACGUGUUGCUUCGCUGGUUGUUUGAGACUCAUCUGUGCUUCUCUCUUGUAAUUUUUAUCCCCCCCUGGAAAUUGCUUUCAGAUUUUUUUUUCCCUGGCUUCAGUGCUUCACGUUUCCAGAAAGAGAAAACGGAUCAGGUCGUGUACCUACUUAAAUCCAUCCAGACAUGAAAGUGGUGUCCCUCCUUUGUCUCCUAACUUUUCUCUUCGCGCUUGUCCAGUCCCACAUUAUUCUAGAAGAAGAUCGAGAAGCAACUAACAGUGGAAAUAUCAUCCGACUCCCCGAGCUACUGCCACCCAUCUCUAUAGUGGACUUAAAAAAGGCAUCACGAAGAGUGAGCAGGUUGGAUGCAGAGAAGAACAAAUUAGCAAAGAGAAGAGUUACCCCUAAGAAGAAGCCACGUCCACCCCCUCCUAAAAACUGCGUGCCUCUUCUAUCCAGCUGUAAACCGCCAGCACCUCCAUGCUGCGAACACUGCGCCAUCUGCCACUGUCAUCUAUUCCAGACUAUCUGCAUCUACAAGAUGGGUUAUCCCCACUGCUGAGCUAUAAGCAUAGAGCCCAACCGGGCAAAAAUUGAAUUUUUUGAGGAGAAAAUGGGGUUCUUAACCCACCAGGUCUUAACAUAUUGCUUUCUUCUCAGUCCACAUGCAUGGUUAUUAAAUUGGUAAUACAUAAACCACGGUACCCUUAUUAAACCUUCAAAUCUCAGAACUAUUCCAGAACAAGCAAGUAACAUAUUAACAGUAUAUGACAUAUUGUAUUAU
Spea bombifrons (plains spadefoot toad) is the source of this 1041-nucleotide messenger RNA. RefSeq names its product agouti signaling protein (gene ASIP). Gene Ontology annotation, biological process: melanosome organization; hormone-mediated signaling pathway; positive regulation of melanin biosynthetic process. Gene Ontology annotation, cellular component: extracellular region. The record is from RefSeq and is a predicted model, not a curated record. Gene Ontology annotation, molecular function: neuropeptide hormone activity; melanocortin receptor binding. The transcript has 4 exons. The coding region runs from base 442 to 819 and encodes 125 amino acids. NCBI's taxonomy places the organism in Eukaryota, Metazoa, Chordata, Amphibia, Anura, Pelobatidae.